This is a messenger RNA of Rhineura floridana, 1320 nucleotides long. Its product is annotated as radial spoke head protein 3 homolog. The transcript is spliced from 8 exons. NCBI's taxonomy places the organism in Eukaryota, Metazoa, Chordata, Lepidosauria, Squamata, Rhineuridae. The coding region runs from base 1 to 1320 and encodes 439 amino acids. The record is from RefSeq and is a predicted model, not a curated record. Gene Ontology annotation, cellular component: cilium.
AUGGCCUCCGCGUCGGUGGUCCUCACCCGGGAUGAUGCUGCGGGGGCGCCCUCUGCCACCUACUCCUACUGCAGCCGGCCCCGGGCUGUGCCUGCCAGGCGGAGGUACCGGACCACCUUGGAAGCCAACGAGCCGGAAGAGGAGUCAAUUCGCUAUGCAAACCUCAUGUACGAGCGGAGAGUGGUUCGGGGGAACACUUACGCCCUUCACUUGCUCCCUUGGAGCAGCGAACCCGAUCCCCUUGAGCUCCAAAGACAGCGGGAAGCCCACCGAAAAGCCUUGGCCAGGAAGCGGGCCAAAGAGCAGCUCCAGACGAGAACGCCAGAACCUCUGGAGGGCCGGCGGCAUGUCAACGUGCAAACAGAACUGUACCUGGAAGAGCUUGCCAAUCGCAUCAUCGAGGUGGACAUGGAGUGCCAAACAGAUGCAUUCCUGGACAGGCCGGCGACUCCCCUGUUCAUCCCGGCGAAGUCUGGCAGAGACGUGGCCACACAAAUUUGGGAAGGAGAGCUUUUUGAUUUUGAUAUUGAAGUGAGGCCAAUGCUUGAAGUUUUGGUCGGCAAAACCAUAGAGCAGGCGCUGCUGGAAGUGAUGGAGGAAGAGGAGCUGGCUAACCUGAGGGCACAUCAGUACGCCUACCACGAACUGCGCUGUGCGGAACUUGCUGAGGUCCAGCGCCUUGAAGAGCAGGAGAGGCGACAUAGAGAGGAAAAGGAGCGUCGUAAAAAGCAGCAGCUGCAAGUCCUCCAGAAAGAAAAAGAAACUUCGGAGAAGAUUGCGGCUCGGGCUUUUGCUCAGCGAUACCUCUCGGACCUCAUUCCUUCUGUCUUUGGAAGCCUCCGGGACAGUGGAUUCUUCUACGACCCAGUGGAAAGAGAUAUUGAGACAGGAUUCUUCCCAUGGAUGAUGGAGAUGGUAGAAGAUACCAUGGAAAAGAAGGUUCUUGGCAGAACAAUUGCUGAUAGCUUAAUUCGAGACGUGGUGGAAAUGAGGCUGGACUCUUUUGAGCAUGGGGUGUUGCCCAGUCGACCAGAAGCUAUCCAGCCACUCGACCAGCAGGAUGAACAGGUACCCUCCAUGGAGCUCCUGUUGAAUGAGACCUCAGGUCCACAGGAAGCCUUGGAUCAGCUGGAAUCUACUGGUCAACUGGAAACUUUGGAUCAGCCGGAAGCUCCUGGUCAACCGGAAUCCUCGGAACAGUUGGAAGAAUUGGCUGAACCAGGAACUCCAGUUCAGCCACAAAGUUCAGGCCAGCUGGAAGCUCCGGAACAGGACAAGGAACCAGAAGAACCGGAAGCCAAGGAACCUGAACCACAAUGA